GAUAAGUUGAUUGAUUUAUUGCAAGGGUUGAUUAAAUUAUUGUUAGGAAAAAACUGACACUUUACGAUUAAUAGCUAAUAGCAUAAAAUAUUUAGGCAAUAAAUUAGUAAAAAUUCACAUGUCAGUCAGUAGUUAACAAGACUUUGUGACAAUAAUGUCGCAAUUUGAUUUUGGGGACCAAAACGUGUAUGUGCAAUCAAGAGAGUACAAUAACAAAAAUUGUGUCCCAACUAUUUUUACCACAGAGUCCAAGGAAGAAGAAAAUGAAACUUUGCCACCGCCCCGAACCGUUUUAUUCCUGAGUGAGUUUAGUGGCACCCUUUUCCUGAUUCUUCUAACGUGCAUGGGGUGCACCUUGAAGUCAGAACUGACUUACAUCCAAUUAUGCUUUAACGCCGGUCUGGUGGUGAUGGCUAUAAUACACAUCCUCGGCCCGAUUUCUGGGGCUCUUGUCAACCCUGUUGUUAGUUUGGCUUAUUGGAUGUUUGGUAAAUGUAGUGUCAUGGACAUGUUGGUCUACAUAGUGGCACAAAUUUUAGGUUCCAUUGCUGGUUAUGGCAUUUUGAUGGUCCUAACUCCUAAGUUGUAUUAUGAUGAAAACGACCACUGCAUGAAUCUUCCAAGUAAUUUGAUCGACGAAUGGCAGGGUUUCGGUGUGGAAGUGGUAUUAACGUUCGUUCUGAUGUUGGCAAACUGUGCCACUUGGGACCCAAAGAACAAGCACAUUUCUGACUCAGUGUCCCUUCGGAUCGGAUUGACUGUUGUUAUAUUGAAUUUAGUGGGUAACAGUUACACAGGUGCCAGCAUGAAUCCGGCAAGGAGUUUUGGUCCUGCCAUUUGGAAUAACAAUUGGACAUCCUUUUGGAUUUACAUAUUCGGUCCACUGAUUGGAGGCGUUCUGGGCACAGUUUUUUAUAAAUAUAUUUUACUUAAGACAUAAAUAAAAGCUUUUAUCAUUUAUAA
Messenger RNA from Aethina tumida (small hive beetle), 963 nucleotides. RefSeq names its product aquaporin AQPcic. Gene Ontology annotation, molecular function: water channel activity. NCBI's taxonomy places the organism in Eukaryota, Metazoa, Arthropoda, Insecta, Coleoptera, Nitidulidae. The record is from RefSeq and is a predicted model, not a curated record. The coding region runs from base 155 to 940 and encodes 261 amino acids. The transcript has 7 exons. Gene Ontology annotation, biological process: transmembrane transport. Gene Ontology annotation, cellular component: plasma membrane.